ACACGGGCAGCUCCUUCAUUCGGUUUGUAGCCAGCAGUGGAGAAGGCACGGAUUUUUCUUCGCUCGCUAACGCCUCUGGAACUUUUCAUUCAGGUCCCCAUCAUUCAGUAGUGAGAUGGUUUUCCCAAGUGAAGUAAUUUCAUUAAAUUUCGCAACUGAAGACUGAUCGAGGUCCGGUGGUUAAGAACUGUGCCGUUGGAUGAAAUACUGGGAAAAACAGAUCCAAUUGGAGUCCAAAUUCGAAUUGAAUGAAGGUCACACUUUGGUAGGAGUUCACCAGCCAGGAAAAAUUGGGCUCCCGAGUAAAUUGUGUGUGAAAAAUGCAGCCACUUCCGGAGCUGGCAGAGAAAAGUGCCAAAGGGUGAAAGGAAACGUUCUGGAAAAAAUAGGUGUAACGUGGAUGGAAGGAAGAAGAAAAAACGAAGCUCACGUAAUGGUUGGUUCACGGUUAUCGAUAUAAAUAAGUGUGAGAAAAGGUAGGAGGCAAGGCGGAAAAAAGGAGCAGUUUCUGGAGCAAAAGUGCCAAGUGUAGCGUGAAAAUCCACCAGGAGAAGAAGGUCGGUCCCAGUGCAUUCGAUGCGAAAUUGGGCCAACGAAUGUGAAGAAGAAGCCAAGUUUGCGGUUCGGAUACCAGGAAGUUUAAUUUCGAUUCGUCCUGUUAAUUAUUGAUAAGAGGAUUUUCCUCCGUCAGCAGCCAGAAGGUAUCGGUGGGUACGGUACGGUAUAUGAAUUAAUGUGCAAAGAAUCCUAUUUCAACGACGACGACGACGAGGACGAACACUAAGGAAAAUUGGAGAAGAGAGUGAUCCCUUUUGUCGUUGACUGCCACCCGCCGGUGGUCGUGUUCGUGGAACAAUCAGCGCUAAGCUUGGGAGGACUAGACAAAGUAGGUUGCAGAAGAAAUCAGUGAAUCACUGGAUGAGUGGGAGUAGAAGACGUCUUCUUCGCGGAAGACGACCGACGGAGCAAAGUUAGUUAUCGUAAGUGAUAACGAAAAAAUAAUCCCAUUUAAUGGAACGGUGAUCGCCUCGCACUUUCCGCUGGUGAUGAUUAUCGUGUGAAGGAAGCGAAAAAGACAAAUUGAAAAGAAGGCCAAGCGAAGCAAUUUCCCGUUGGCAAGAGCAACCAGCAAUCAAUUUGAGUAAAGUGCAUUCCGAAAGUAAUCCGUGUGAAGUAAGUGUAUCUAGUAAGUUUCAAAAGAAGAAAUCUUGUACCAGCUGAAGUCAGUGGCGGUGAAACGAAUCCUUUCAUCGUUGUGGCCGAACCGUAAUCCCAGAAGAUUUCAUCGUUUUAGUUAAAAAUACAUACGUUCAUCGGUGCCCAUGUUGUUACACACAUAUAAAGCAGGGAAGCAGUGAAAGAGUCGACCACCCACCAGGGACGCACGGGGACACGUUGUAAUGAAUGCAAAUUUCGCCACACUACAACGACGACGACGACGAGGACGAGGAGGACGACCCGAAUUGGCAAUCCGGGCCCUUUAGUACCUAGUGCCUCGUCCCGCACACCCGUAAAGCUGACAAGCUAACUGCGGGGCUACCAUAACCAUAGGGUAUUUACUGCUGAUGAGCAACGAUGAGUGCAAAUGAGGAACACAGGGAAAAAACGCAACAGAACUAAGCUACACACCGUUAUAUAGACCAUUAAGCAGAACUAACCCGACAAACCAGCUACAGCUACCGACUCUUCUUGGCGCCUCUGCCACUAUCCCCUGAGAGACCGAGACCACUGCACGGAAGAGCUGCUAUCGCAUAAUUAAAUCAAAGAGCAAAAGUUAGGUCAAAAACAUACACUUGCGCAAUCACGUACGUGCUUCUUGCUGGUCGGGACACUAGGGAAGGAAAAGUAACCAGCGUUCGGGAUAUCUUGAACAGAAACCGGAGAAAGGAAAUGAAAGCAAAAAGUGGCAACAACAAUCCCUCAUCAACGGCCAUUGUCAUGCAGACGGCGGUGAUAGCACUGUCUCUGUUCCUGGACUGGGUCGACGGGUCUAGGUCCGGAGCUGUCCACCGGUUGGAUGUUUACAUAGCCGGCUUUUUCCCCUAUGGGGAAGGGGUUGAAAAUAGCGAAACGGGUCGUGGCGUGAUGCCAAGUGUUAAGCUCGCAUUGGAUCACGUUAAUGAGCAUUCCACCAUACUGAGAAAUUAUCGGCUGCACAUGUGGUGGAAUGACACCGAGUGCAACGCAGCCGUCGGAGUGAAAUCGUUCUUCGACAUGAUGCACUCGGGGCCGCACAAACUGAUGCUUUUCGGAGCCGCGUGCACCCACGUGACAGAUCCAAUAGCGAAAGCCAGCAAACAUUGGCAUCUGACGCAGCUAUCUUAUGCGGACACACAUCCCAUGUUCACUAAGGACGCCUUUCCGAACUUCUUCCGUGUCGUUCCAUCGGAAAAUGCCUUCAAUGCUCCACGUCUGGCACUGCUGAAGGAAUUCAACUGGACCAGAAUAGGGACCAUCUACCAAAAUGAGCCAAGGUAUUCGCUGCCACAUAAUCAUAUGGUAGCCGAUUUGGACGCCAUGGGCCUGGAUGUGGUAGAAACGCAGAGCUUCGUUUACGACGUGGAGGAAUCGCUGAAGAAGCUACGUGAAAAAGAUGUUCGGAUUAUCCUCGGUAAUUUCAAUGAAUACUGGUCUAGGAAGGUGUUUUGUGAAGCAUAUAAGCUGGAAAUGUACGGUCGGUCCUAUCAGUGGCUCAUUAUGGGAACGUACGGCAACGAGUGGUGGGAUGUGAACGAUACGGAUUGUGAGGUCGAACAUGUGCGAAAGGCACUGGAAUCAUCGAUCCUGGUAGAUUUGUUGCCACUGUCUACCAGCGGUGACAUCACCAUCUCCGGAAUUACUGCAGACGAAUACUUGACGGAAUACAACAGUCGACGUGGCAGUGAGUAUUCUCGUUUUCAUGGGUAUACUUAUGAUGGAAUCUGGGCCGUGGCCAGUGCCAUUCAGUACGUUUCGCAACGAAAGGAGCUUUCCCUGGCCGAGUUCGAGUAUCGUGUCGACAAAUGGGAGAAUAUAUUUCUUGAAGCGCUGAAGAAUACCAGCUUCGAGGGAGUUACCGGCCCGGUUCGCUUCUACAACAACGAACGGAAAGCUAGUUUCUUGCUGAAACAGUUCCAAAACAACGAAGAAGUCAAGAUCGGAGAAUACAAUUCGCUGACGAACCGGCUGGAUUUGACGCUUGGCCACCCGAUGCUGUGGGUUGGCCGCUCUCCGCCCAAGGAUCGCACUCUGCGCAUUAUAGAACACAGCCAGGUCAACAUUACCAUCUACGUGGUGCUGGCUAGCACGUCCUGCGUGGGGAUCGUAAUGGCCACUGCAUUCUUGAUUGUCAAUAUCAAGUACCGGAAUCAGAGGUACAUCAAGAUGUCCAGUCCACAUCUCAACAAUCUGAUCAUCAUUGGCUGCAUACUGACGUACUUGAGUGUGAUCUUCCUCGGCUUGGAUAGCGGGUUGAGUAGUGUGCCUGCGUUUCCCUAUAUCUGUACGGCACGGGCGUGGCUACUGAUGGCUGGAUUUAGCCUGGCGUUCGGAGCCAUGUUUUCCAAAACAUGGCGCGUCCAUUCGAUCUUCACCGAUCUCAAGCUCAACAAGAAGGUCAUCAAGGACUACCAGCUGUUCAUCGUGGUUGGAGUGCUGUUGGCUAUUGAUUUGGCAAUUAUGACCACCUGGCAAAUCGCGGAUCCAUUUUACCGGGAAACAAAGUAUAUAGAACCUUCAGAGCAUCCCACCCUAGAAGACGUCAUCAUCGUUCAGGAGAACGAGUAUUGCCAAUCCAGCAAGAUGACCAUCUUCAUCGGCGUUAUCUACGCCUACAAAGGAUUGCUGCUGAUUUUCGGUGCCUUUCUGGCCUGGGAGACCCGAAACGUGUCCAUUCCGGCUUUGAACGACUCCAAACACGUUGGAAUGUCCGUGUACAAUUGCGUCAUCAUGUGCGUCAUGGGUGCUGCCAUUGCCCUAGUUCUAUCCGAUCGUAAGGACGCAGUGUUUAUUCUGAUAUCCCUGUUCAUCAUCUUUUGCACAACGGCUACCCUUUGUCUGGUGUUCGUUCCUAAGUUUGUGGAACUAAAACGGAAUCCAACUGGCGUAGUAGACAAGAAGGUUCGAGCUACGCUGCGACCCAUGUCCAAGAACGGACGAGAUUCGUCUGUCUGUGAGCUGGAACAACGGAUGCGAGACGUGAAGCAAACCAAUUGUCGCUUCCGGAAGGUGCUGAUGGAGAAAGAAGCUGAACUGCAGGCCUUGCUCAAGCGUCUCGGACCAGAUGCCCGUGCUUGGAUCGGGCUAGAAACGAGUACGUCCGAGCCGGAUGUCAACAAAGAAUCUAUUAAGAUACAGGUUAAAAAGGAUUAUGCUAGUGAGGGAACAGAAUUCACCUCGAUCGGUAGUUUAGUUUCCAGCAAUGAUACCUUGGAUUCGGUGGGACCUGAAAGGAAAAAGAAAACUACAGUCGUACUACCUGGCGAAGAGCCACCGGCGAAGCCAAUUGCUACGAUUACCAAUUCUGUGCCAAAGAGUAAUCUGGUGAACGCCUCGGCCGGAACCGGGGUGGUACAUACAACGACGCCAACUAUCAUUGCAACAACUGCAACGAAUACAGUUACUACGGCAGCUCAAACGGUUAUAUCAACUGCUAUACAAUCGACUGCACCCAAAGUGUCGGCUACCUCCAACAGUAUUGCCAGCUGUACCAGUGUUCCCCAAGACCCAAGUAAACCAAUGUUCAAUGACGUUCGGCGAGGAUCACUCUCCAGCUCGAAAUUUUCACCAGGUCAAGCGAAGGACCGCUACGAGGACGAUCGUCCCUAUCAGAACAUCGCAAAAUCAAGCACGCAGAUCAAUGGCAUAUCUUCAACGUCACUGAACCAUUCAAACAACGAGCUUAAUCAAGUCUGUCAUCACACUAAGCCUGUCGGAAAGAGUAGAGAUCAAGUCAGCGACCCGUCACGACGAGUCAGCGUCCAGAUGACAUCGUCGCUCAAGGGAAAUUUUGUCGUUUCGCAAAGUGACCUUUGGGAUACCCAUACUCUGUCCCACGCCAAACAGCGACAGUCACCGAGAGGACAAUCCCGUUGUCCCGACCAUAGUCACCCACCGCCUCAGCAGCAGCUACAACAACAACCACCACCACAACAAACCCAAUACGAUCACGAGCGGGAAAACAGCACCGCCGCUUCGCCGGGUCCAAUACAGCGGAGCGUGUCGGAAAAGAACCGUACCAAACACCGACAUAAGCAGAAGAGCACUGCCUGCCAAAGUGAAACGGAUAGCGAACGCGAACAGCGUGACUAUCAGAAUUUCCCCUCCUCCGUGUGUUCAACUGGCAGCACUGCGGCGGUCGCUUCGGUGGCCGGAAGCUGUGUAACGCCUACCAAGAUCUCCUCGCGUAAACUCUCGAAAUCACAGCACUCGCACCACCAUUCCACGCCGAACGUGGCACCCGAGAAGAAACAUUCCGGAGGAGGAGGGGGCGGUGUCUCCGGUGGAAGCACCCACAUUCGACACCGCAAGAAGGAAUCCAGCUCGAAGCCAAACCUCUACGGAGCAUGCUCCGAGUCGGAGCUGCUCGAUGGUGAUACCGCAAUUCUACCGAUCUUUAGGAAGCUUCUCAAUGAAAAGGACUCUAGAUAUAGGGCUAGAAAUACGGUAGGCGCCAGCUGCCCUAAUAUAUCGAUUAAAUGUGAUAUUGUUGAGUAUCUGUAAAACGGAAGUUGAUUAUGUUUUAGGUCUCGUUUCGUAACCGGACGAUUGUUUCUAUUUCAAUCUACUGUGUAGGUGUAUUUAGGUAAUAUGUAGGGUUUUAGCGAGACUUGCCACACUGGAAAGGCCAACCGGUUCGGUGCCAUUGAAGGUUCAAUUCGCAUCGAAUGCAAUUUGAAUAAAAUAAUAAUAAUUUGGAUUCCUCGUAGAAGUUGUUUGAAAAUGAAUGGUGCACUAAACAACGAAACUAACUGAGAGAGUGAGUCCCUUUUGCUCAGUUGUGAGUCAUUUUUACUCAUGCAUAUUGAGGAAUUUCUAAAAGCGUAGGUCACUCAGCUUUUAAAAAUUUCUCCUGGCGAAUGAGUAAAAGUUGCUCACUCAAUAAGUAAGAUUCGUUUUCAGUGAGAUUCUUGUUGGAAAAAAGUUGAUUAGGUCGGUCAUCGUUAAAAUUUAACUUUAUCUCUGGAAACUUAUUUUUUAUAUGAGAUUAUUGAAGGAACAAUUCUUGGCAAAUUUGAUGAAAAUACGAUUUCUGGUAUGUUUUCUCAUGACACCAUUUAUCUCUUUAUUUGACCGUGGUAGAGCAUAGGGGUCUCAGAUAGCCUAGUCAGUACAAGCACGGUAUUACCAAUCUGGAGUUCGAUUCUCGAUCCAUUCGAGGAAACCUUUCGGGUUGGA
Ochlerotatus camptorhynchus is the source of this 6375-nucleotide messenger RNA. It is a transcript of the gene GABA-B-R2, whose product is annotated as gamma-aminobutyric acid type B receptor subunit 2. Gene Ontology annotation, cellular component: membrane; G protein-coupled receptor heterodimeric complex. Gene Ontology annotation, biological process: gamma-aminobutyric acid signaling pathway; G protein-coupled receptor signaling pathway. The coding region runs from base 1891 to 5700 and encodes 1269 amino acids. The transcript is spliced from 13 exons. Gene Ontology annotation, molecular function: G protein-coupled GABA receptor activity. The record is from RefSeq and is a predicted model, not a curated record. Lineage: Eukaryota; Metazoa; Arthropoda; Insecta; Diptera; Culicidae.